Molecule: messenger RNA, 2216 nt
Organism: Chara braunii
Lineage: Eukaryota; Viridiplantae; Streptophyta; Charophyceae; Charales; Characeae
Source: the annotation of a GenBank genome assembly
GGAGGAGCAGCACAAGGAGUUUACGGCCAAGCUCAUGACCAAUAUGGUUUACUCUAUUAACCAUCUGCAGUCUGAGCUGGCAAAUCUCCAGCGGGCCAUGAGGACCUACAAGGUCCAGCACGAGGAUGCGACUCGGGCACUUGAUUCCCGUAUGCAUGACCUGGAGCAAGCUGCACCAGGACCGCAGGUUGGCGAAUCCACCAGCGCACCCUCGAACCGCCAACUGGAGGAACGAGUUGACCACGUAGUGGCAAUGCUUGGUGACAUCAGUACCUUCACAGCGGCAGCCACCAUCAGCCAGCAGCUCGACGAUCUGGAUGCCAAGUUCGGGCAGCAACCGCAGCCAUCUCAGCACAGCACCAACAACAGCUCGGCGAAGCCGUACAAGAUGCCGACGUUCCGGAUCGAGAAGUUUGACGACUACACUCAUCAGGACCCGGUCGUCUGGUGGCAAGGAUUUACGACGGAGUUGGGGAUUCACGAGGUCCCCAACCAUCUGUUCAUCAGUGCGUUGUUCCUCAACACCAAGGGAGGAUGCCAAAUCUGGCUCAGCCACAUGGCAAACAUCCACGGCGUCCAGGUUUCGGACCUGUACAAGACGGUCUCUUGGGAGGUCAUGACGAAGGAGUGGAAGAAGCGGUUCAUAGUGGACGACGCACCUGCGCUCGCCAUCAACCGCAUCUUCGCGAUGGCUCAAGGGAGCACACCGACACGUGACUGGCUCACGGAUUGGCAGAAGAUCGUGGCCACGCCCGAUCUGGACUUACCGUUCAUACAUCUGCGCCGUGAGUUCUACAACAGGUCAUGCACCGCUCUCAGCCUCGCACUUGGUGAUCGCGAGCAGUACAACACUUUCGCAGAGAUCAUCAACAAGGCGAGAGAGAUCAUCAAGACCAACAGGCCGGCUGCACACGAGAAGUCAACAUGGCAGCCGGCCUAUGUGGACAAGGUAAAGACUGGUCCGCGGUCGCAGCAUGUCGUUGCAGUCCUAUCGGACAGUGGAGAAGAUCCGGUAGCCGCCCAAGCAUCACGUGAGGGAGAUCAGGUGGCUGCUGUCCAGCCGCGAAGCAACAACAAGUCCCGAGGAAAUGGGAAGGCGAAAUCAGCAUCGCAGGCUGGAAACGGACAGCCAGCACCAUGGGUCAAGUUCAACUUGACCGAGGCCGAGUACAAGUACCGCGGCCRUUACGGCUGYUGUUACUGGUGCAACAGCACCARGCACAAGACCUCCCUUUGCCAGGAUCAGGCCAAGGAGGAUGUGCGGCCUCCCGGAGUUUGGACGAGCAUGUGGAACACCUGCACACCGUUUUGGAGCGGCUACGACAAGCCAAGUACAAAGCCAACUGCGACAAAUGCGAAUUCGCGCGACAGGAGCUGGAGUACUUGGGACGCCACAAGGCAAGGCAUCUGUCCGCUUGCGGACAAGAUCGAGGCCCUACGAGUAAGGCCCGAGCCCACCAACACCACAGACGUUCGUUUGUUCAUGGGAUUGGCGGGCUUCUAUCAGCGAUUCAUCACCGGAUACUCAAGGAUUGCUGCACCUAAGACGAGAUUACAAUCGCCGAAGGUGCCAUUCGUAUUCGAUGACGACGCACACCGGUCAUUCCAAGCACUCAAGACGGCCAUGCUCAUGGCACCCGUCCUUAGCAUCUAUGACCCCACCCUGCCGACGAGAGUGACUACAAACGCGUCCGGCUAUGGCAUUGGGGCAGUCUUGGAACAGCACGACGGCGACGACUGGCACCCUGUGGAGUAUUUCAGCCACAAAGUGCCUCCCAUCAACUCGCUUGAUGAUGCAAGGAAGAAGGAGUUGCUCGCGUUCGUGAUAGUUCUCAAGCGAUGGCGACACUUCCUCCUUGGGUGUCGUAGGUUCACAUGGGUUACAGACAACAACCCACUGACUUACUACAAGAUGCAGGAUACGGUGAGCAGCACGAUCGGACGAUGGAUGUACUUCAUCGACCAAUUUGACUUCACACCGAAACAUUUUCCCGGCCGCUCCAAUCGCACAGCAAAUGCACUCUCGCGAAGACCUGAUGUUUGCGCUAUGACACAUCAUGCGUUCGCAUUCGACGAGGAGCUCCAGCGACACUUCAUCAGGGGCUAUGAGUCCUCCGCGACCGCCUCAGACACGGCGGCAUCCUCACGGUCGUGGACCGAUUGAGUAAGUAGGUGCGUUUUCUCCCUUGCAAGUACUACCCCACGGCUCCCAAGCU